Messenger RNA from Thermothielavioides terrestris NRRL 8126, 2243 nucleotides. RefSeq lists its product as uncharacterized. The coding region runs from base 130 to 1866 and encodes 578 amino acids. The record is from RefSeq and is a predicted model, not a curated record. NCBI's taxonomy places the organism in Eukaryota, Fungi, Ascomycota, Sordariomycetes, Sordariales, Chaetomiaceae. Gene Ontology annotation, biological process: L-tryptophan biosynthetic process. The transcript is spliced from 3 exons.
UUGGAAGGCCACGAUGUUGAAAUGGGGACCGCAGCGAAGGUUUGAAAAAUCGUAGCCGCCAAAUCCGCCUUCGGCCUGCCAAACCAAUCGCACACCCUAGCCCACCCAGAGCCCGUUGCUCGCGCUGCCAUGGCUUCGCCAGCCAAACUCGACAUCCGGCCGUCGGUUGCUGAGGCCCUCCGACUUCUUGAGCAGACCAGCACGGCCCCGUCCCGGCCAACACUGCUCCCCGUCUGCAUCACCGUGCCUUCCGAUCUGCUGACGCCGUCGGCCAUCUAUCUGAAGCUGUCCAGCGGUGCCACGGCCGAGUACUCGUUCCUGCUGGAGAGUGCCGCGGGGAGCACCGAGACCAUCGGGCGGUACAGCUUCAUCGGCGCAAACCCGAGGAAGGUGCUCGCAACCGGACCGGGCUACGAUGACGUCGGCGAUCCGCUGCGCGCCUUGGAGGCGCAAUUGGGCCAGGACCGAGUCGUCAGCGUUCCCUCGCUGAGGCUGCCCAGCCUGACCGGCGGCGCCGUCGGCUACAUCUCGUACGACUGCAUCAAGUACUUUGAGCCCAGGACGGCCCGGCCGCUCAAGGACAACCUGCACAUCCCGGAAGCCCUGUUCAUGAUCUUCGACACCAUCGUCGCCUUCGACCACUUCUUCCAGGCACUCACCAUCGUCACUCACAUGCGGCUCCCUCAAACCCCUACCGACGACUUCCAAGCAGCCUACGAGCAAGCCUGCGUCACCAUCCGUUCCACCCUCGAGCUCAUCCAGCAGCCCGAGAUACCCCUUCCGCCCAAGAAGCCCGCUAAGCCGGCCUCAUCACAGGAGUACUCGUCCAACGUCGGCCGCCACGGCUACGAGUCGUUCGUCACCAGCCUCAAAUCCCACAUCAUCAAGGGCGACAUCAUCCAGGCCGUCCCCUCGCAGCGCUUCUCUCGCGGCACUUCGCUGCACCCCUUCAACAUCUACCGCACCCUGCGCACACUCAACCCGUCCCCUUACCUCUUCUUCCUCAGCUGUGCCGACUUCCACAUCGUCGGCGCCUCGCCCGAAUGCCUCAUGAAGACCGACGGCUACGCCCCGCUGCCCGUCGACACGCGCUUCGCCUACUCGGAGGCCGAGCAGGCGCGCUCGCUCUCGCGCCCGCGCAUCGUCAACCACGCGAUCGCGGGCACCAUCCGCCGCGGCGCGAACCCGGCCGAGGACGACGAGCUGGCCGCCGAGCUGCAGGCCAGCACCAAGGACCGGGCCGAGCACGUCAUGCUGGUCGACCUGGCCCGCAACGACGUCAACCGCGUGUGCCACCCGUCCACCGUCAAGGUCGACCGCCUCAUGCGCAUCGACCGCUUCAGCCACGUGCAGCACCUCACCAGCGAGGUAUCGGGCCUGCUGCGCCCCGAGUGCACCCGCUGGGACGCGAUGCGCAGCAUCUUCCCCGCCGGCACCGUGUCGGGCGCGCCCAAGAUCCGCGCCAUGGAGCUGAUCUACGACCUCGAGCAGGAGAAGCGCGGCAUCUACGCCGGCGCCGCCGGCUGGUUCGCCUACGACGUCGUGCGCGUGGACGAGAAGCGCGGCGGCGAGCUCGUGCUCGACGAGGGCCAGAUGGACACGUGCAUCGCCAUCCGCACCAUGCUGGUCAAGGACGAGGUCGCCUACCUCCAGGCCGGCGGCGGCAUCGUCUUCGACAGCGAGAAGACCGAGGAGUGGAUGGAGACCAUGAACAAGCUGGCCGCGAACCUGCGGUGCAUCGAGCUGGCCGAGCAGUACUACGGCGAGGGCGGCGGCGGCGGCAAGUCGGUGCAGGAGAUCAUCGAGGAGGAGAGGCGCAAGGGGGACGAGUACUAUCGCCUGCAGACGCUGAGCGCCGGGGCGUAGAAGGCUGGUUGGUGGGACGGAAAAAGGGCUCUGAGCAACAGCAUCUGGAAAUCAAUGUGUCUCGUCGAGGAUUGAUCCUCCUCCAGAAACUCAAAAACCACUUCCCAACUGACCGGCCAGCACGCCGUCACAACUGGAUGUGAUAUAAUUGUCCAGUCACUCGAUCAUCGCUUCACCACGAUGAUCGGAACGACGCCGGCCCGAACUGGAGUGACUACUGAUGAUCCUGACACACGCAGGGAGCUCAACCGUUGGAAGCUGGAAUCAACUCGCCGGCGUCAACAGGUUGCGGGCAUGCCAUCGACUGCGGUAUGUCUGAUCUGCGCAAUCCCCUGCCGCUCUUUUCCCUGUCGACAGCAGAGACAACCACAUCCUGC